AUGGGCCAAAUGAACCCGGAAGAAUGGACGCAGCAGGCCUUAAUAGAUAGCGCCGAUGCAGUCUGGGGAUGUGACACGAUCGAGAAGGCGAACUCGUUCAUUGCCUCCCUCCCCACUCCGAUGUGCCUGCCUAAUUAUGUUGCGGGCAAACUUGGCUUACCGGUUUUGGAUGCAACAGCAACAUUCAUCGAUUCUUAUGAGCCCAAAACCGGCAAACUCCUCUACAGACUUCCACGUGCACAAGAGAAGGAUGUCGAGGAUGCGAUUCGCCAUGCCAGGGCCGCGUUCCAGACCUGGAGCAAAACCACACGCAGCGAGAGAUCCGUCUAUCUUCGCCGCAUCAGCGAGCUGCUCCAGGAGAACCGCGAGCUGUUUGCCGUAUGGGAAAGCAUCGACCAGGGAAAGACGCUCGAGCGUGCAAGAAUCGAAGUAGACCGGGCCAUUUCGAACUUCUCAUAUUUCUCAACAUACAUUAUCCAUGAGCAAACAGCUGCGCGAAUGGUUGAUGGGGUGGCCCUCACAUACGAGCAUCGAUCACCAGCCGGCGUUUUUGCAUUGAUCUCGCCUUGGAAUAUGCCCUUGUACCUUCUCACCUGGAAAAUUGCGCCUUGUAUUGCAUUCGGGUGUACGGCGGUGGCAAAACCAAGUGAGAUCACGAGCAUGUCUGCAUAUCUACUGGGAAUACUAUUCCAGAAAGCCAAACUGCCCGCUGGUGUCGUCAACAUUGUCCUAGGAGACGGGCCGACUACGGGGGCAGCACUUGUUGCAUCGCCGUUGGUUGACGGCGUCUCGUUCACCGGAGGUACCCAAACCGGCAUCGCCAUUCGUCGUGCCACCGCCCAUCAAAUCAGAAAACACCUGUCCCUUGAGCUCGGGGGCAAGAAUCCGACCUUGGUGUUUGCCGACUCCAUGACCCCAGCAACGCGAGAACGCACCAUCCGGAUCGCAGCCACCGCAGCCUUUGAAAACCAGGGCGAGAUCUGCCUCUGCGGAUCUCGCAUCUACGUCGAGCGCGCGGCUUACGAAGAGUUUCUCGCCCUUUUUACCGAGUAUGUCACCAAGAAGUAUGUUCUCCGAGAAACGAUGGGUGCCGUGGCCAGUGCACAACACUACAGCAAGAUUCGAGGCUAUCUACAAUUGGCGGCCGACGAGAAAGCCACGUUUAGUUUGGGGAGUUUCCCUCCUUCAGUGGAAGAAGGCGGCACGCAGGGGUACUGGGUCUCGCCCACCAUUUUGACGGAUGUGGCGCCGGACUCGGUGCUGUUGAAGGACGAGAUCUUUGGGCCCGUCGUGACCGUCUGCCCGUUCGACGACGAGGCGGAUGCGAUCCGUCUUGCGAACGACAGUGAGUACGGCCUUGCAGCCGUCCUAUUGACCACUGACGGGGCGAGGAUGAGGCGUGUUGGGGAGCAGAUCGAGGCGGGCUUGGUGUGGGUGAAUUGCUGGCUGGUUAGGGACCUCGGCACACCCUUUGGCGGGAUGAAGAAUAGCGGCACCGGCAGGGAGGGCGGCGAGUACUCGAGGGAGGUGUUUACUGUAGCGAGGACGCUGCAUUUGCCGGCGUAUUAA
Chaetomium globosum CBS 148.51 is the source of this 1569-nucleotide messenger RNA. RefSeq lists its product as uncharacterized. NCBI's taxonomy places the organism in Eukaryota, Fungi, Ascomycota, Sordariomycetes, Sordariales, Chaetomiaceae. Gene Ontology annotation, molecular function: oxidoreductase activity, acting on the aldehyde or oxo group of donors, NAD or NADP as acceptor. The transcript is spliced from 3 exons. Bases 1 to 1569 code for a protein of 522 amino acids. The record is from RefSeq and is a predicted model, not a curated record.